AGGAAUCCAUGAAUUCAAUUGGAAACCAGCAGGAACAGUGUCUGAAAAAAUAUUGGUUAAAAUGACCCAAGAAAUAUAGCCUUGCUGUCGUUUUAGAUCGAUUUUUUAAAACAUGCUUUUAACGUUUUUAUUCUGAUCCGGUGACGAUGGAGGCGUAGGGUUUAGCUACACAUUUUAACAGAGAAUGUUUUAAAGCAAAGGGGGAGGGGGAUAGUUGUUUCUCUGGCUUUCCUUUUUUGUUUUAAGAGCGUUUUGGCUUCUUUUUACAUUUUAACUUAUCGAUGUAUUUUAACAUUAACAAUGCGGAGGUUGCGGUGCUUUUCGCCGACUAACAGUUGAUAUUUUUCGCUGGAUAGAGCGAGAAAAACGAGGGGGGUGUUGAAUUUGGUUAGCCUGAUAGCUAGCUUGCUAGUCAGCCUGCUACAUUCUCCCAGCCCGAUUGGAUUGUACAGACAUUUUCGUCGUGGCUUAUGUCCAUUAAUUAUAGGAAUAACACAGUUCAUAAUUAUUCUUGCUUUCUCGGGAACUGAAAUGAUGGAUUGUUGGAUCGUACUGUGAAAGGAUGAGUUCUUGCUUUGUACCAAACGGGGCCAGCCUGGAGGACUGCCACUCCAACCUCUUCUGCCUGGCUGACCUGACUGGGAUUAAAUGGAAGAGGUACGUGUGGCAGGGCCCCACCUCGGCGCCCAUCCUGUUCCCGGUGACCGAGGAGGACCCCAUCCUGUGCAGCUUCAGCCGCUGCCUGGCGGCCGACGUGCUCAGCGUGUGGCGGCGCCACCAGAUGCCCGGCCGCCGCGAGCUCUGGCUCUUCUGGUGGGGCGAUGACCCCAACUUUGCCGAGCUCAUCCACCACGAGCUCACAAGCGAGGAGGACGGCGUGUGGGAGAGCGGUCUGACCUACGAGUGCCGCAGCCUGCUGUUCAAGGCCGUCCACAACCUGCUGGAGCGCUGCCUCAUGAGCCGUAGCUUUGUACGCAUCGGAAAGUGGUUCGUCAAGCCCUACGAGAAGGACGAGAAGCCCAUCAACAAGAGCGAGCACCUGUCCUGCGCCUUCACCUUCUUCCUGCACGGGGACAGCAACGUGUGCACCAGCGUGGAGAUCAACCAGCACCAGCCCGUCUACCACCUGAGCGAGGAGCACCUGACCCUGGCCCAGCAGGCCAGCAGCCCCUGCCAAGUGAUCCUAAGUCCGUUCGGCCUGAACGGGACCCUGACGGGCCAGUCCUUCAAGCUGUCGGACCCCCCCACGCAGAAGCUGAUCGAGGAAUGGAAGCAGUUCUAUCCCAUCGGCCCCAGCGCCAGGGAGAGCUCGGAGGACAAGAUGGAGGACCUGGACUGGGAGGAUGACUCGCUGGCGGCGGUGGAGGUCCUCGUGGCGGGUGUUCGGAUGGUGUACCCCGCCUGUCUGGUGCUGGUUCCUCAGUCUGACCUCCCCCCUGUCGCGGCCCCCACGGGACCCUCGCACUGCACGGCCGCCUUUUCGGGGGCCCACCAGACGCACCCCUCCCAGCGAGACCCAGCCAUCUCCUCCGUCACCCUGACUCCUCCCACAUCACCUGAGGAGCCUCAGACAGAUUCCCAGUCAGCCCAGAAGUGGGUGAAGGUGUCCUCGGUGUCAGACUGCUUCGGCACGGACGCCACCGGUCACCACGGUGGAAAGAUCCGGCGCCGGCUGGCCAGCCAGGUGGUGGAGCGGGCGUGGCAGGAGUACAUCCUCAACAGAGCCCAGAACAAGAGGAAGUUCUCAACGAUGUCUGGCGGAGUCACUGAGGAGGAGAUGCUGGACAAAGUGGGAUCCUGGGAUUUCGUGGAGUCGACGCAGAGGUCAAAGUGCAACUGCUCAAGGCUGAAGGCGCAGAAGCAGCGCUCGGGCGCCCCCCCGGGCCAUACCCCCGCGGGAGGCCCGCCCCCACAGCCCCUGCAGAAGCACAAGGCCGGGGAGAAGCCGGAGAAGGGCGAGAAGCUGGCGAAGAGGCCGCAGACGCCCUUCCACCAUCGCAGCGAGGACCCGGUGCUGGAGCCGGAUGCCGCCGCCCCGCGGCUGGGCGUGCGGCCGCAGGACGAGGGCCGUUUCCCCGGGCUCCGCCCCGGCGACGCCCCCACCACCGCCGCCAAGACCCCCCACCCACACGACGCCCCGCCUGAGCUGGCUGCCGGCUCGCCCCAGCCCCCUCCGCUCAGCCCGCACCCCUGCGAGCCGGGCGAGGACGGGGCGGAGUCAGCCAAAAACGCCAGCGCCGCCUCCCCCCAGAGCCAGAGCUUCUACCAGCCCCCCUCCGAGCCCUGCCUGCUGCCACAGAAGGACGGCCCUGCCCAGCCCUUCCCCCCGGCCUACCCGGAGGCCCCCGAGCCCGCCACAUACGUGGGGGCCGCCGUGAACCCUGAGGACGCUGCUUACGCCCCCUGGAAGCUGUUCAGCCUGCCCCGCCGGAGGGACGGCCAGUUCCCCACCCCGCUGCUGCCCACGGACAAGCUGCGAGACGACGGGGCCGGGCCUGGCGGGCAGGACGGCGUGGGGGUCGUCUCCGUCACCGAGGUGAUGUCCACCGCCGGGAGGCCUCUGAAGGUUUCGGAGGAGCGUGUGCAGAUGUACGCUCAGAGGCGGAACCUCUACCUGUCGGCCUUCCCCGACGGCGACCACGAGCCCGAGGCUGACCCCUACGCCUUCGUGGACGGCGACGUCGAGUUCACCUUCCGCGACAAGAAGGACAAGCCGGCCGGGGAGAGGGAGGCCGGGAAGAAACACAAGGGGGAUGACGGUGGUGCAGAUGACACCCAGCGUGCGGCCGCCAACAACCGCAACAGCACAGCCAGCCUGAUGCACGAGAACGACCUGGCCGUCUCCCUCAAAGACCUGGACAACCUCUUCAACUCGGACGAGGACGACCUCACGCCCGGACUCAGACGGGCGGCCAACGGAACGGAGGAGAAACUGUGCAAUAAGGAAGUGAAGGCGGCAACACUGGACCCCCUGUCCUGCAUCAGCACGGCGGACCUGCACCAGAUGUUCCCCACGCCGCCCUCCCUGGAGCAGCACAUUAUGGGCUUCUCCCCGAUGAACAUGGGCAGCCGGGACUGCAGCAGCAUGGAGAACCCGGCCGGACUCACCCUGCUGGAGGGAGCCUCGCUCGGGGGCCUCUUCAAGAUGGAGGUGGAGGAGGGCUGCUGUAGCCCAAAGCCGUCCGAAAUCAAGGACUUCUCGUACGUGUACAAGCCGGAGGUGUGCCAGGCCUUCGUGGGCUGCUCCAUGUUCGCCCCGCUCAAGACGCUGCCCAGCCAGUUCCUGCCGCCCAUCAAGCUGCCAGAGGAGUGCCAGUACCGGCCUAGCUGGACCGUGGGCAAGCUGGACAUGCUCCACCCGGUGCCCCCCGGGUACCCCCCGGCCUUCCUCAGCAAGGACAGCAGCAUCCCGAGUGAGGUCGGCGGGAUGGACCAGGACUACACGCAAAGCUACACCCCUCAGACGCAGACGCCCUUCAUAUCCAACAGCGCCCCCCCCAGCAACAGUGGCGCGGGCAUCCUGCCGUCCCCGGCCACGCCCCGCUUCUCCGCCCCCACCCCCAGGACCCCACGCACCCCCCGAACGCCCCGCGGGCCCGCCAGCGUCCAGGGCUCCCUCAAGUACGAGAACUCGGACCUGUACUCUCCCGCCUCCACACCCUCCACCUGCCGGCCGCUGAACUCGGUGGAGCCGGCCACCGUGCCGUCCAUCCCCGAGGCCCACAGCCUGUACGUCACCCUCAUCCUGUCCGAGUCCGUCAUGAACCUCUUCAAGGACUGCAACUUUGACAGCUGCUGCAUCUGCGUCUGCAACAUGAACAUCAAGGGCGCCGACGUGGGCGUGUACAUCAGCGACCCCAACUGCGAGGCGCAGUACCCCUGCACCUGCGGCUUCAGCGCCGUCGUCAACCGCCGCUACGGCAACGGCUCCGGCCUCUUCCUGGAGGACGAGCUGGACAUCAUCGGCCGGGGCUCGGACGAGAGCCGGGAGGCGGAGAAGCGAUUCGAGGCCCUGCGGGGGGCCUCCCUGCGGCGGGCCGGGGGCCUGCGGGACGGGGUGCCCGACGACCUCAUCCUGCUGCUCCAGGAUCAGUGCACCAACCCCUUCUCCCCCGUCCCCGGCCUGGAGCCCGACGGCCACGCCCCGCCCUGCGUGCGCCUGGAGGAGCGUGACUGCUAUAGCGACUGCUUCCUGGCGCUGGAGCACGGCCGGCAGUUCAUGGACAACAUGUCCGGUGGGAAGGUGGACGAGGUGCUGGUCAAGAGCUCCUGCCUGCACCACUGGGCCAAGCGCAACGCGGUGGACGUGAGCACCCUCUUCUCUCAGGACGUCCUGCGCAUGCUGCUGUCCCUCCAGCCCGUGCUGCAGGACACCAUCCAGAAGAAGAGGAGCGUACGUUCCUGGGGGGUGCAGGGACCCCUCACCUGGCAGCAGUUCCACAAGAUGGCCGGCCGGGGCUCCUAUGGCACAGAUGAGUCCCCCGAGCCACUUCCCAUCCCCACCUUCCUGGUGGGGUACGAGUACGACUUCGUGGUGCUGUCCCCCUUCGGCCUGCCCUACUGGGAGAAGCUGCUGCUGGACCCCUUCGGCUCCCAGAGGGAUGUGGGCUACCUGGUCAUGUGUCCCGAGAACGAAGCUCUGCUCAACAACGCCAAGACCUUCUUCAGGGACCUGACGGCAGUGUACGAGUCGUGCCGGCUCGGCCAGCACCGGCCCAUCUCCAAAGUGCACCCGGACGGCAUCGUGCGAGUGGGCAGCUCCGCGGCCAAAAAGCUGGCGGAGAAGCCCGUCAGCGACUGGUUCCUCAAGGCGGGCGGUGGCAACAGCGACGCCUUCGCCAAGCUCAAGCUCUACGCCCAAGUGUGCCGGCACCAGCUCGCUCCAUACCUUGCUGCCCAGUCACUGGACAGCUCCUUGCUCAGCCAGCCCAGCCCCUCUGCCGCCUCCAGCCAAUCCUCAUCCACGCAGCCAGCAAGCUCCGCCCCCUCCUCAGCAGGAUCCCAAUGCACUGUGACCUCAGGAAGCUCCGCCCACCCCGGCAGCAGCUCUGCCCCGCUGACCAAUGGGAGCGGCUCGGGCUCGUCGUCCCUCCCCUCCUCGGGGCAGCAGGGAAUGGGCGGCACCGUGCCAUCAGCCAAGCCCAGUUCCUUCCCUCCGUUUGGAGCCGCGGGCGGCGGCAGCCAGCAGACAGGCCCUCAGAGCGCAGGGGGCCAGGGGGACAGCCAGCCCACGGAGCCCCCAGAGAGCACUAUGGAGCGGGAGAAGGUGGGCGUGCCGACGGACGGAGACUCGCACGCCGUGACGUACCCCCCGGCCAUCGUGCUGUACAUCGUGGACCCCUUCUCCUACGAGGAGCCGGACGGGGCGGAGCACGCCAGCGUGUGGACCCUGGGGCUGCUGCGCUGCUACGUGGAGAUGCUGCAGUUCCUGCCUCCCCACAUCCGGAGUGCCGUGUCUGUGCAGAUAAUCCCCUGCCAGUACCUGCUGCAGCCGGUUCGGAACGAGGAGCGCCACAUUUACUCCCAGCACCUCAAGUCCCUGGCCUUCUCAGUCUUCUCCCAGUGCCGUCGCCCGCUUCCAGCCUCCACCAACGUCAAAACGCUGACGGGCUUCGGGCCCGGCCUGGCGCUCGACAGCGCCCUCAAGAGCCCAGAGAGGCCGGAAUGCCUGCGGCUGUACACACCGCCCUUCAUUCUGGCCCCGGUGAAGGACAAGCAGACGGAGCUGGGCGAGACGUUCGGGGAGGCGGGGCAGAAGUACAACGUGCUCUUCGUUGGGUACUGCCUCUCGCACGACCAGCGCUGGCUGCUGGCCACCUGCACCGACCUGUACGGCGAGCUGCUGGAGACCUGUGUCAUCAGCAUCGACGUGCCCAACAGGGCCAGGAGGAAAAAGGGCUCUGCUAGACGAUUGGGCCUUCAGAAGCUGUGGGAGUGGUGUCUGGGGCUGGUGCAGAUGACAUCACUGCCAUGGAGGGUGGUGAUUGGCCGUCUGGGCAGGAUAGGCCACGGGGAGUUGAGAGACUGGAGUAUCCUGCUGAGCCGGCGGAGCCUGCAGUCUCUCAGUAAGCGGCUGAAGGAGAUGUGCCGAAUGUGUGGCAUCUCCGCCGCCGACACUCCCAGCAUCCUCAGCGCCUGCCUGGUCGCCAUGGAGCCGCAGGGCUCCUUCGUCAUCAUGCCAGACUCCGUAUCCACGGGCUCGGUGUUUGGCCGCAGCACCACCCUGAACAUGCAGACGUCCCAGCUGAGCACACCCCAGGACACGUCCUGCACGCACAUCCUGGUCUUCCCCACCUCUGCCGUCGUCCAGGUGAACAGCUCCAGCUACCCCACGGAGAACAUCGACAUCACCUUCAACCCCAACAACGACGGCUCAGAUGGGAUGGGCAUCCUCGACCUGCUGGAGUCUGAGAAUGACCUGGUGGACCCCGACCUCAUCAACAUCCUGCCCAACUCCCCCACCACCUCCCCGGUGCACUCACCGGGCAUGCACUACCACCACGGAGGGGACGGCAGCAAGGGACAGAGUACGGACAGGAUGGAGUCGCACGAAGAGGCUCCCAACAUCCUGCAGCAGCCCAUGGCUCUGGGAUACUUUGUGUCUACAGCCAAAGCCGGCCCACUGCCCGACUGGUUCUGGUCCGCCUGCCCUCAAGCCCAGAAUCAGUGUCCCCUCUUCCUAAAGGCCUCCCUGCACCUGCACGUGUCCUCGGUGCAGUCCGACGAGCUGCUGCACAGCAAACACUCCCACCCCCUGGACUCCAACCACACCUCGGACGUGCUCAGAUUCGUGCUGGAGCAGUACAACGCCCUCUCCUGGCUGACCUGUGACCCUGCGACCCAGGACCGACGCUCCUGUCUGCCCGUCCACUUCGUGGUGCUGACUCAGAUGUACAACUUCAUCAUGAGCAUGCUUUAGCAGGCGGAGAAGGUUCCGGAAGAGGAGGGAGGCCACUCCCCGGAGGACUUUCUGGACGGAUAGCUGCGGUGCUGGGUUUCAAGAGUUUGGAACGAUCGUGCGGUGCCCGGGGGUAAGGCCGCUGAAUGCUCCUGAAAUCCAGCACCAAGUGUUCCGAAAGCGCAAGAGAGAAUUCUAGAAUGUGGGCGUGGCUAUGGAGGAAUACAGCCAAUGAAAAAUAACGCCUGAAGCUGUGGGAGUCGCCAUGGUGAUAUCAGAGGCGUUGGGUCCUGGUCAGGUGUCUGUAUAAAGUUUUGGAAGAAAAGGGACACUCGUAAAUUAAAUUUGACUCUUUGUAAAGACCUGAUAUUUCUUCCUUUGGAUAAAAUUGUAUCCAGAUGAAAU
This is a messenger RNA of Megalops cyprinoides (Indo-Pacific tarpon), 7303 nucleotides long. Its product is annotated as mediator of RNA polymerase II transcription subunit 13-like. Gene Ontology annotation, cellular component: mediator complex. Gene Ontology annotation, biological process: regulation of transcription by RNA polymerase II. Gene Ontology annotation, molecular function: transcription coregulator activity. Bases 563 to 6919 code for a protein of 2118 amino acids. The record is from RefSeq and is a predicted model, not a curated record. The transcript is spliced from 30 exons. Lineage: Eukaryota; Metazoa; Chordata; Actinopteri; Elopiformes; Megalopidae.